AAGAGACCAACCGAGGCGCUUCCUGGUUUUUAGGAAGAAGACUGGUAUGGGAAAUGUGUUCCUUGCUAAUUCUUCCAAGCCAUGGCACUUCCCAACAAAUUCUUCCUUUGGUUUUGCUGCUUUGCCUGGCUCUGUUUUCCUAUCAGCCUUGAUUCUCAGCCUUCUAGGGGAGAAGCUCAGAUUGUAGCUAGAACUGCGUUGGAAUCUGAGGCUGAGACUUGGUCCUUGCUGAAGCAUCUAGAUGGGAGACACAGACCUGGUCUCCUUUCCCCUCUCUUAAAUGUUCUGUAUGAUGGGCACGGGGGACACCCCAGGCUGCAGCCAGAUGACAGAGCUUUGCGCUACAUGAAGAGGCUCUAUAAGACAUACGCUACCAAGGAGGGGACCCCUAAAUCCAACAGAAGCCACCUCUACAACACUGUUCGGCUCUUCACCCCCUGUGCUCAGCAAAAGCAGGCUCCUGGGGACCAGGCGACAGGAACCCUUCCAUCAGUGGACCUGCUGUUUAACCUGGACCGUGUUACUGUUGUGGAACAUUUAUUCAAGUCAGUCUUGCUAUAUACUUUCAACAACUCCAUUUCUUUUCCCUUUCCUGUUAAAUGUGUAUGCAACCUGGUGAUAAAAGAGCCAGAGUUUUCUAGCAAGACUCUCCCUAGAGCUCCAUACUCAUUUACCUUUAACUCACAGUUUGAAUUUAGAAAAAAAUACAAAUGGAUUGAGAUUGAUGUGACAGCUCCUCUUGAACCUCUGGUGGCCUCCCACAAGAGGAAUAUUCACAUGUCUGUAAAUUUUACAUGUGUGAAAGACCAGCUGCAGCAUCGUUCAGCACAGGACAGCCUGUUUAACAUGACUCUUCUCGUAGCGCCCUCACUGCUUUUAUAUCUGAACGACACAAGUGCUCAGGCUUUUCACAGGUGGCAUUCCCUCCACCCUAAAAAGAGGCCUUCACAGGGUCCUGACCAGAAGAGAGGGCUGUCUGCCUAUCCCAUGGGAGAAGAAGCUGCUGAGGGUGUAAGAUCGUCCCGUCACCGGAGAGACCAGGAGAGUGUCAGCUCUGAAUUGAAGAAGCCUCUGGUUCCAGCUUCAUUCAAUCUGAGUGAAUAUUUCAAACAGUUUCUUUUUCCCCAGAAUGAAUGUGAGCUCCAUGACUUUAGACUUAGCUUUAGUCAACUGAAGUGGGAUAACUGGAUUGUGGCCCCACACAAAUACAACCCUAGAUACUGUAAAGGGGACUGUCCCAGGGCGGUCGGACAUCGGUAUGGCUCUCCGGUUCACACCAUGGUGCAGAACAUCAUCCAUGAGAAACUUGACUCCUCAGUGCCGAGACCAUCCUGUGUACCUGCCAAGUACAGUCCUUUGAGUGUUUUGGCCAUCGAGCCUGAUGGCUCAAUCGCUUAUAAAGAAUAUGAAGAUAUGAUAGCCACUAAGUGUACCUGUCGUUAACACAGACUCCUGUCAAGUGAAACCGUGAGUGUCCUGGCCAAUGUAAAUGCCGCACACCUGUCUAUGCCUUUGGGAGGAAGUUUCUUGUGUCAAAUCUCUGACUGUACUCCAGUGUGUUGUGUAAGGAGGAGCCUGUGUAGAUCAGCAUAUUCUGUGGCAUCUAUCAAUGUAAAGGGGUAACAGCUGCCUUCCUCAUGGCCAAAUGUUUAAAUGAAAUAUAUUUCUUUUGGAGAACUUUAAAUUUUUUCCCAAGUGAUUCUUUUUUCUUUUUGUAGGAGUUUUCUUUUUGGUGUAAGAAAAUAAAAAAACUUUAAUUAGCAUGAAUUUGGGGUGAAAUUUGCAGUUCUAGACAACUCAGAGUGCUAUAGUCUUAAUGGAGGAAUAAAUUCCUGUGAGUGGCAUAAAUUUUCUGUGUGUGGUUUUAAUUAAAGAUUUGCUUUUAAAUGGUCAUUUGAGAGGGAGAGGAAGUGUCUAAAAGCUAGUCUUUACUCAAUUUAACUUACUAUCCCUUUUUCAGAGUUAGACUAACUCUCUACCUAAAUUAGACUAGAAAGUAUACAAUAUAUUGAGCUUCCCUAGUGGCUCAGUGGUAAAGAAUCUGCCUGCCAAUGCAGUAGAUGUAGAUUCAACCACUGGGGAAGGAGAUGGCAACCCAUCCAGUGUUCUUGCCUGGCAAACCCCACGGACCAAGAAACCUGGCAGGCUGUAUAGUCCAUGGGGUCACAAAAGAGUCAGGCAUGACCUAGCAACUAAACAACAUACACUAUAACCAAUUUCUGUUGUGUUAAUGAUUGGUACUAACUCUGUGCCUUAGAUGGCUUUAUUUAAAGGAAACAGCCUUGCAAAUUUUCCCAAGAAAUUGCAGAGUUUAAGAUUUUUAAAACGUAUUUUCUUCUCUUUAUAUUUAAAACUCUGAACCUUUGGAAGGCGGUCAAGAAGCGUUUUUUUUCUUAGUUUGGUUUUGCUGCUUUCCCUCAGCUCCCAUCACUCCACCCUGCAGGUUUUUUCCAGGUGAAUUUAACACUGUUAGCACUAAAUUAAGCUGGCAGUGACUAGGUUAUAUUACAGAGCAGCCCUUGUUUGGAUAUGAGAGCUUUUAUGUGGGUUUUCAGUAAAUCUACCUUGAGAGAGACCUGGAGGCAGGGAGUCCGGGGCUGAGCAGUGAUUUCUGUUUCAGACUUUGUAAAACCCUCAUCUACAAAUCAAAAGUUCCUCCAAGGGACAUCCCUGGUGGCCCAGUGGUUAAGAAUCCGCGUUUCAAUUCAGGGGACAUGGGUUCGAUCCCUGGUCUGGGAACUAAGAUCCCACAUGCUGCAGAGCAGCUAGUGUGUCACGUCCACAACUAGACAGAAGACAGAAUGCUGCAACUGACCCAACACAGCCAUAAAAAAAUAUAUAUAAAAAAAAAAGUACCUCCAAUAUGCAAGUACUUCUCAUUCUUGUAAAUUAUCUUUGCUUGGUGCCUAGUGUCUAAAUAAGUCAGCUGGGAUUUUGAUAGAGAUUGUGUUCAAUCUGUAGAUUAGUUUGGGGUGUAUUGCCAUCUUAACAUCAAGACAUCCAAUCCAUAGGUGUAGUGGAUCCAUUUAUUUAGAUCUUCAGCUGGUAAAGAAUCUGCCUGCAAUGCGGUUCAAUCCCUGAGUUGGGAAGAUCCCCUGGAGAAGGGAAAGGCUACCCAUUGCAGUAUUCUGGCCUGGAGAAUUUCAUGGACUGUGUUGUCCAUGGGGUCACAAACAGUCGGACACAACUGAGCGACUUUCACUUAAACCACUACGAUAUGAAAAAUGGGACUGAAAACAAAAGCUUCAGGUGGCCCAGUUUCCAAUAACUUUGCCAUCUUGUUGUAUAACUUGGAGUCAUUAUUCUUGGGUACAUGAGGCUGCAAGUGUAAGAGAGAAAUGGUGUUUUGUUAUUCUGUUAUUCUUAGGAUUAAAAGAUAUUUGGAAUAGUCAGGCUACAAGUGAUGGUGACAAGGUACAACUGAGCUUAUUAAAUCUCCCUUAAUAUGCUAAAGGGAGCCAGGAGAGUUGCCUGAGCCCACAAAGUGUGCAGUGGAAGCUGGGGAUUGAUACUCCAGGGUUGACAAGAGUAAUAGUGGAAGCUUUUUGCCCCUAAGGUGGAAUGGUUUGGAGUUGAAUUAUGUGCUGCAGAAAAGAGGUCCCCUGUUAAAUGGCUUUUGUGUUCAACUUUUUGUGCAGACUUUUUGAAGGCAUAAUGCACUGAACCCUGAAGUUAUAGAACAUAGAAAUCAUCAGAUUUCCAUUUUAGUUGGAAACUUUCUGUAUAAAGAAGCAAAUUAAACAUAGUUUGAUGGGCAGAUUGGCCCUUUGAUAUCAUUUAGGCAGCAGCUCAAUUCUUUGGGAAAUUGAAAACGUUGUCUUACAAAUCUCUGAAAACCAUAACCUCUUUAAGAUUAUUUAUCGAAAUAUAGUUUACCCUUAAACAACACAAGGGUUAGAGGCGCUGACCCCUUGCAUAGUCAAAAAUCCAAAUGUAGGGACUUCCCUGGGGUCCUAGUGGUUAAGACUUCCACUGCAGGUUCAUCCUUGAUCGGGCAACUAAAGAUCUCACAUAUGGCGAGGCCAAAAAAAUUAAAAAUUCACAUGUAACUUAUGAUUCCCCACAAAAUUUAACUACUAACAAACUGUUGACCAGAAGCCUUACCGAUAUCAUGAACAAUCAAUUAACACAUAUUUUGUUAGCUAUAUGUGCUAUAGGGCUUCCCUGGUGGUUCAGCAGUAAAGAACCCACCUGCCAAUGCAGCAGACCCAGGUUUAAUCACAGAAUCAGGAAGACCCCCUGGAGAAGGAAAUGGCAACCCACUCCAGUAUUCUUGCCUGGGAAAUCCCCUGGACAGGUUUGGUGGGCUACAGUCCAUGGGGUUGCAAAAGAGUUGGACACAACUUAGCUACUAAACAACAAACAAGAGAAUGUACUAUAUCCUGUAUUCUUACCAUAAAGUAACUUAGAGGAAAGAAAGAAAAAAAAUCUCCCUUAAGUAUGGCUAUUUUCAAAUGGAUCACAUGAAAUCUAUCCACUUUAAGGAUCCCUUAUAAUUCCCCAAUCGCCCUAAACUGACAUUUAUUUCCUUAAACAGGGGAAUUUGUUUUGCCUUAUUGUUUGUUUGGUUUUUUUUUUAUCGUGGUUUAGUUCUGUGGCUGAGUAUGGAAUUUGGUCUGCAAUCGGAAGGUUUUGAAAAAGGUGGGGGAGUUUGAUGGAAGCUAAGUAUUAGAGUCAGUGCCAAAAUUAGGAGUAGAUAAAUAGUUCAACUCUAUAGGUAGGUUCUAAAACUGUCUGACUUAGAACACUUUUGCAUAGUGUUUUGAUGCUAUAACUGAGUAACUGUAGUUUGAAGAUAUGUGAGCUUGGCUUCCUCCCAUCCCCUUAUGCUUUAUUUGUAAUUUAGUCUCUUUCAUAGGACAUCGUUAAUAUUCAGGGCUUAUGUUUGCUAAAUUUAAACUUCAAAGAUUCUCCUCUACACUACUGAGGAGGAUAUACUAGUCUCCCAGCUGCCUCCUCCAUAUGAAACCUAUUUUUCUUCAGUUACUCUUAUAAAAGCUGCCAAUUUAGAAAAUAAAUGAGAAAGGACAACAGUGAUUUAGAUCUGGAAAUUCAAGGAUGAGGCUACAUCUGCCUUAAAUAGAUGCAUUCAGCUUUGGUAUUUAGUCCAGAUGAGAUACGAGGUCACUUAAUGUGAUGAGUGCCUUAGUGUGCCAAGAAACAAUGGGCCAUGUCAGGAGCUCGGAUCACCUUCAGCUCCGAGUUUCCUGCUCUUUAUCGGUUUAAAUCAACUCCUCUGUUACGUUGAAUACUUUGUUUUACUAGCCAGCUUCAAGCAUAGCAGCUGCUCAAGUUGGUUCAGAACUCAAUUUAGCCAAUCUGUGGGAAAAAUUAGUUACCUUUUCAUGAGGUAAAGGAUGUAUUCAUGGUUAUUUAAGUGACAAAAGAAAAAUGCUCAGGCAAAAGAACCUGGUUUUUUAUAUCAAAAUUUUAAAUAGUCAAUUUUAAUUUGUAACUUUGGAGGGAUUGUGACAUAAAAUGAUAAUUAAAGUGAAAUUAAAACAUUUAAAAUAUUCUUUAGAAUAUUUAGAGGAUGUAAAUCCCCCCAAAUAUUUCUUAGGUAUAAAGAUUUCCUGGAUGAUUGAUAGAGUAGAAAAGUAUGCUGUUUUAUACAUUAACUGUUCUCUAAGAAGGAAAAAUAAACACAACCAGGAGAUUCAGACACUUCAUCCUUAACCAGAAAUGACAAGCCAAGUAUGUUCUCUUUAUGUGGUUAAUUACUUCCAGAUGGAGUUGUGCUUCCCAAACCCUAUAUAUAUUAUACAAUUUUUGGAAAGGGUCUUGAUUUGUUAGUAAGACUAGGACUAUUUCAAUAUUCAUUUGAAGAACAGGAUUUUGUAGAUGGCCUGACAGUAUUU
Messenger RNA from Dama dama (fallow deer), 5858 nucleotides. It is a transcript of the gene GDF9, whose product is annotated as growth differentiation factor 9. The record is from RefSeq and is a predicted model, not a curated record. NCBI's taxonomy places the organism in Eukaryota, Metazoa, Chordata, Mammalia, Artiodactyla, Cervidae. Gene Ontology annotation, cellular component: extracellular region. Gene Ontology annotation, biological process: SMAD protein signal transduction; BMP signaling pathway. Gene Ontology annotation, molecular function: cytokine activity; growth factor activity. The coding region runs from base 82 to 1443 and encodes 453 amino acids. The transcript is spliced from 3 exons.